UGGAAGGGGAAGAAGCAGAACGCCUCUGAAUUGUGCUUUGUACGGAGAGAUGACGUCUUUGUACAAAAGCCUGCAUGACAGUUAUGUUUCAAACAAACCGCGAUCGAGCAGCUGGUGGACGUUGGCUGGGAUUCUGGGCGCUUUGACUGUUCUGGGGAUCCUGCUCGCCAUCGCCGUCUUGGAGAGACCAACAUGCUCCAGAGACCAUGAGAUGCUUCCUGAGGAUCCUGGUGAGGGCAGCCUCACCUUGGACCAGUGCAGAAUGGUCCUGGUGGAGAGUAUUCCUCAACACAUGGCGUAUAAAGCCAACGUUACCUUCGGGAUUCCUCUGGAAACAGUCUGGAAGGAUCUCCUCUCUGUGGCAGCGGUCCAGGUGGACGUGGCCUCUUUCUAUUGGACUUUGACAAGUGAAGAUAUCAGCAUCAACUCUUCUUCUGACAAAGCUGGGAGGGAAAUUCUGGAACAAUUUGGAGCUUUACCGUCCAGGAACGUGUCCGUCCGUCUGGUGACCAGUAUUCCGUCUGUUAAAACCAACUCCACGGAUUUAAAGGUCUUAAAACAGAAAGGAGUCCAUGUGAGGAAGGUUAACUUUGGCCGCUUGACGAACGGCGUCCUCCACAGCAAAUUCUGGGUCGUCGACAGAAAACACGUAUUCAUUGGGAGCGCCAACAUGGACUGGAGGUCUCUGACGCAGGUGAAGGAGCUUGGCACGGUCGUCUACAACUGCUCCAGGCUGGCAGAGGAUCUGCUGAAGAUUUUCCAGUCCUACUGGGUGAUGGGACACGUCAAUAGCUCUCUGCCUCAGCCGUGGCCUUCCACGUAUGACACCACCAUCAACAAACAGCACCCCCUCCUGGUGAAAGCUGAUAACCUCUCCAGUAGCCUCUACUUGACAGGUUCUCCACCUCCUUUCUGUCCUCUGUCGAGGACGGACGACCUGGAGGCGAUUCUCUCCAUCAUUUCUGAGGCUAAACGCUUCAUUGACAUUUCUGUCAUGGAAUAUUUUCCUGUCACACUCUUCCAGAAGCCAAACAGGUACUGGCCGUUCAUCGACGACGUCAUCAGAACAGCGGCAUUUGAGCGUGGCGUUAAGAUCCGGAUGCUGAUAAGCUGUGGGCGUAACUCAAACAGGGCCAUGCUGCCCUUCCUUCAGUCUCUGGCCUCCAUGGAUUCUCCUGAGCAGAACAUCAGCAUCCAAAUCAAAAUAUACAUUGUUCCUUUGGGAAACCAGUCCGACAUUCCCUUUUCGAGAGUCAACCACAACAAGUACAUGGUGACUGAUGAGAUGGCCUACAUCGGUACCUCCAACUGGUCUGGGGACUACUUUUCCAACACAGCUGGAGUUGGUCUGGUGAUUUCCCAGCGUGCACCUCACAUUGUGUGGAAGACAGAAGCCCUGCAGGGUCAGCUCGGCGCCGUGUUCAACAGGGACUGGUACUCGCAGUUUUCUGUGCGUCUCCGUGACUUGGAACAUCGUCCAGACUGCUCCAUGUCACCGAGUCACAAAGUCACUUAGGAUUUAUUUAUGACACAAGUACAACUGUGCAGAUUAUUUUAAUCUGAUUUCAGUCUGUUAUGAUGUCAAAAGUACUAAUUAAUCUGUUUUAUUAAUGUCUUUGAAGAGUUUGAAAUUUAAAUUGUAAUUAAAGAUUAUUUUUCUCCUAAUUAAAAUGUUUGAAAAAGUUAAAUAUUAGGCAUGUGAAUCUCAUCACUGACGAUUUGAUACGCACCUCGAUACAAUACAUAGAGCAGUACAUGACGAUACGAUUCACCCUGUUCCAGAUUCGAUGCGACUUACUCAAUUCCUCACAAUGUGAUUUGGUGUGAUACGGUUAAUGAUGGGUAUUGAUAAGAUUUUAUCUAUCGAUUCCCUUAUCAGUAUCUCUUGUGAAUUUUCUGUGUAUUAAAAGUAGGCU
Thalassophryne amazonica is the source of this 1916-nucleotide messenger RNA. RefSeq names its product 5'-3' exonuclease PLD4. The record is from RefSeq and is a predicted model, not a curated record. Gene Ontology annotation, molecular function: catalytic activity. The transcript has 11 exons. Bases 50 to 1516 code for a protein of 488 amino acids. Lineage: Eukaryota; Metazoa; Chordata; Actinopteri; Batrachoidiformes; Batrachoididae.